GUCCGUCUAGAGCGCGUUCACAUUUUCUCGACGUCCACCAGAAGUCGCCAUGUCUGCUGCAGAGAUAAAACAGUAUGAAGAGCAGCUGAGCCAGGUACAGGGUGCGCUCAAGGCGGACCCUUCGAAUGAGGAGCUUGUCAACCUCGAAGGCGAGCUGAAGAAUCUCAUUGCUCUCACAAAGCAGAUCCUUGGCCAGGAAGCUUCCUCUUCCUCCGCUCCGCAAAGUGAAACAGGUCAAUCUGAACAUCCAUCUGUGUCAUCGUCGAAGCCGUCGCACAAGCGUUCACAGGAGAGCGAGACAUCGUCGCAAGUGCCGCAAGGCUUUGCCGCUGGUGACGAAGUACAGGCCAAGUACAGCGCCGACGGGCGAUGGUAUCCAGCGAGGGUGGUCUCUGUGGGUGGAGCAGGGGACCGGAGGCAGUACACGGUCGUCUUCAAGGGCUACAAUACUACCGAAGUCCUUGCGGCCGAAGCUGUGCGUGCACAAAAGGGAGCACCUCACCCCGGCGGAGCCGGUGGAGCGACUACUUCCGGCUCGGCAACAAAACGUAGUGAGCCGACGGUCACAUUGACGCCUGAAGAAGAAGCCGAACGAGAGCGCAAGCGUAAAAGAAAUGAAAAGAAGGCGGAGCGUUAUGCAGGCAAAGCUGCAGAAACGACAGCAAAGGCCAAUUCGUGGCAGAAAUUUGCCAAAAAGGGCGAAAAGAAGGGUAUAAUCAAAGGAGGGUCCAAGAGCAUGUUUGCGACGCCCGACGAUCCCUUGGCCAAGGUUGGCGUUGUUGGGGCUGGAAGAGGCAUGACUUCGUAUGACCAGCGGAAGAAGCAUCUUUACGGCGAUGAAGCAAAAGAAGGAUAGAUGAUAUCACGAGCAAUUCAUUUCCGUUUCGUUAACGCACGAUGAGUGAAUAAGGGGGAUAGUGUGAAGCAAGAUACGGAGAAAAGUGCGAGCAGAACGAGGGG
Acaromyces ingoldii is the source of this 960-nucleotide messenger RNA. RefSeq lists its product as hypothetical. The record is from RefSeq and is a predicted model, not a curated record. The transcript is spliced from 4 exons. Bases 50 to 856 code for a protein of 268 amino acids. Lineage: Eukaryota; Fungi; Basidiomycota; Exobasidiomycetes; Exobasidiales; Cryptobasidiaceae. Gene Ontology annotation, cellular component: nucleus.